This is a messenger RNA of Bombus pyrosoma, 3097 nucleotides long. RefSeq names its product endoglucanase E-4-like. The coding region runs from base 907 to 2334 and encodes 475 amino acids. Gene Ontology annotation, biological process: carbohydrate metabolic process. Lineage: Eukaryota; Metazoa; Arthropoda; Insecta; Hymenoptera; Apidae. The record is from RefSeq and is a predicted model, not a curated record. Gene Ontology annotation, molecular function: hydrolase activity, hydrolyzing O-glycosyl compounds. The transcript has 8 exons.
UCAGUCAGUCAGUAAGUCAGUCAGUCAGACACAUAAUCGAUCAGUCGACGAAUCGAUCGAAACGCGAUCAUCAAACGCUGGAUUCUUUCAAACUCUCGGUUCAUGAACUUUCUGACUGACAAGUGCGUUCACCUCGUUAAAUGCAUAGUGUAGUUCAAAUGUUGAAGUGAAUCGCAGCUGGAGUAUCGAAACAGCGAACAAUCUGUUUCGCGAUAAAGAAUUUUGUGAUUUCUCUGAAUAUUGUGGAAAUUUACUUGAACAGGGCAGAAUUUUGUAAACGAUAGCAGAAUGUAAAAAGUGGAUUGUCACUGCUUAAAGGUGUUGAAGAAAAGAAAGAUCAAAUAAGAAAUUAAAAACAUCGCAGUAAAUGCAGCACGUUUGUGGUUGCACAAUGUAAUUCGCGCUGUAAUUCGAUGUCUCUGUGACCAUAAUUGUGAUCCAAUCCCUCGAAACGUCAGAUAUGUGUUUCUUAGAGAUUCUAAUAGAAUAUUAAGUACAAAAUGUAACCAUGUUGUGAACACAUAGAUUAAACAAUUGCAACUUGGCUGUCAGCAAAGAGGAAAGAAUCAGUGGAUGAUUUUAUUCAAAGUCAAGAUAAUCAAUCAAGUAAUUCCUCCACUUUGUGAACGACGCUAGAAGAAUAUUAACUACAAACGUUGAUCGGACUUAAUUAUACAUUUGAUCAAAUCAUUAAGAACUCUUCAAGAUCGGAACAAGGAAAAAAACGCUUUUGUGAUUGAAGAAACGAUUUCACAGGAGUGAAAAUUAUUGAUGAAGAGGUGCACGUGAACAAUCGACAUGCAACAUCCCGAAAUGCGUUUUACAUCGAUGUUGGCAAACGCCGCGAAAAGGUGAUUAACAGUCGUCCGUUGUCCCACAGAAAGAAUUGUGGGAGAAAAAUCGAGAAUGGAACUGAACGCGUUUGUCAUCUAUGUUGCGACCCUGGCGAUAGCAUCGAUAGCCUUCAUCGAUACGAUAAACGCGAACCCACCGUACUACGUGAAACCCAUCGAGGACGAGAACGAUUACGCUCGUGUGCUGGAGCUUUCGCUUUUGUUUUACGAGGCACAACGAUCGGGAAAGCUGCCGGAGAACAAUCGAAUCCCAUGGAGAGAGGACUCGGCGCUCGACGAUCGAGGAUUGAACGGAGAAGAUUUGACCGGAGGCUAUUAUGAUGCUGGUGAUUUCGUGAAGUUCGGUUUUACUAUGGCAUCGACAACUACCCUUCUGGCUUGGGGCGCCGUCAGUUGGCCAGAAGCUUACAACGCGGCUGGCCAACUCGACGAACUUCGUAAAGCCAUUAAAUGGGCUACAGACUACUUCAUCAAGUGCCAUGUAAGCGAAUAUGUCUUUUACGGGCAAGUCGGGGAUUUCUCAUUAGAUCACACGUUUUGGGGGAGACCAGAAGAACUGAAUACCACCAGACCUGCCUAUAAAAUUGAUCCGGAACACCCAGGAUCCGAUCUAGCAGGUGAAACCGCUGCUGCCCUCGCAGCAUCCAGUAUGGUAUUUCGCAAUCACGAUCCAGAAUACAGUGCUAAAUGUUUGAAACACGCCAAGGAAUUGUACAAGUUUGCCAAUGAAUAUCGAGGGCUUUAUCACGAAGCGAUCCGUGGAGCAGCUCAGUAUUACGAGAGUACGGAUUAUGGUGACGAAUUGGCUUGGGCGGCGGUGUGGCUGUUCAAGGCAACGAACGACACGAUAUAUCUCGAGGAUGCUGAACAUCAUUACCAGCAUUUCCAUCUCAAAGAGAGACCGAACGAAUUCUUUUACAACAAAAAGGUCGCUGGCGUUCAGGUUUUGUUGGCACAGAUGACAGGGCAGCUGGAAUAUCAGAACGCGGCUCGUGCUUUCUGCGAUUUCUCGGUGCGCCAGCAAAAACGUACGCCGAAGGGAUUGCUGUACAUAGACAAGUUCGGCACCCUCUGCCACGCUGCGAACGUAGCGUUCGUUUGCCUGGAGGCGGCUGACUCACCCGGUAUCGGAGAUCCCCAGGAAUAUCGUGAAUUUGCCGAGCAACAAAUUUACUAUAUGCUGGGAGGAGGCGGCAGGAGUUACGUGGUCGGUUGGGGUCGAAAUCCACCGAAGCAGCCACAUCAUGCUGCGUCAUCCUGCCCCGACAGACCAGCCGUUUGUGGAUGGCCCGAAUUCGACAAGGACGCACCAAACCCUCAAAUCCUUUAUGGUGCCCUGGUCUCCGGCCCCGACGAGGCGGACAAGUUUCACGAUCAUCGAGAGGAUUACGUAUACACGGAAGUCACAUUGGAUUACAAUGCCGGAUUCACGAGUGCACUGGCCGGAUUGUUGCAACUACGAGUUAAAAGCACUACGUAACGUGCGAUAACAGUUCGCUGCUUUUGGCCACGAACCAAGGAAUUACUUUACUCUCCAAAACGAAAUAGUUCGUGUUCAAAUAACGAAAGAAGACUUUUUCGUGAUUCAUACAUGAUGUGUGAAUACAAAAUAAAUUGGAAGAUAUUGCGAUGGAAAAUCGAUGAAUGGUCAAAUGAUCUUUCGGAAAAGGAUUAUCUUUUGACUUUUAUUUUUUGAAAGCUAAAAAUUGAUAAUUUUAUGUGUAUAUCAGUUGAAUGAAAGAUAUUCCGAUUCUUGUUAGUGGUGAUUAAUGUAUCGAAUGGAAUUGCAAGAUUUGCUAUAGAGGAUCGAUGGAUUGUUAGGUGAUCGUUUUCGAAAAGUUCGAUGCAGGAUAGUAGUGUCUUUCAGUCGAUUAUCGAAACUUAUCGUUAAUAUUAUAUUUUUAUGUGAAUAUCAAUCGGCUAAAGGAUCUCUUGAUCCUUAUCGAUGGUGUAGCGUAUCAAAAGCGAGGUUUAUGAUAGAAGGUCGAUGAUCGGUCAUGGCGAAGUAAUCGUCCUGAAAAAAUUAGAUGGAUUGUGUGUUUAGAUUGAUAAAUACCUACUACUAGUAAUUUCAUCGAAUUAUUAUUUUGUGAAUAUUAUAUUGAAGGAAAUAUCAAGUGAACGAUUGUUGAUUCUCGUCUGUAAUAUGGAGAAAUCGAAUAGACGAGUAAUUAAUUCUGAUAAUCAAAGGAAAGUGGCAAAUGUAUAUUCAUGACUAUGAAUUAAUUAAACAAGAAAAUGAA